Molecule: messenger RNA, 256 nt
Organism: Gryllus bimaculatus (two-spotted cricket)
Lineage: Eukaryota; Metazoa; Arthropoda; Insecta; Orthoptera; Gryllidae
Source: the annotation of a GenBank genome assembly
AUGAGAAGGAGAAAUUAUAUUAACAAACACAAUUUAACAAGGUUUUUAUUUACAGAUGUUUCCAGAGCACAAAUUGCAACAUACAAAUAUUUCUUUACAAAUUGCAGAACAAUAUCAAAACGUUUCAAUGCUCUUCUAAUUGUAUUGCAACAGUGUGAUUUCAUCUACCUGACCGAAAUUGACAACACAUUUCAGUUUUGGUACAUUUACAAAAACAACUUCAUUAUCUUGAAAUAAAAUUGGAGCACAACAAACG